Closterium sp. NIES-65 is the source of this 711-nucleotide messenger RNA. Lineage: Eukaryota; Viridiplantae; Streptophyta; Zygnematophyceae; Desmidiales; Closteriaceae. The record is from the annotation of a GenBank genome assembly.
AUGGCACUAGCUGAAGACCCCAACAAGGUACGUGUGUGUGUGCUGCAGUCUGCACGCCUUCACCACCAUCCGCUCGAGCUGUAUAGGGCGAUUUGCCGCAUUUCAUACACAGGCGAUGUGCGCAUGGCACUAGCUGAAGACCCCAACAAGAUCAGCAGAAUCGUCUCCGGUGGUUUCCACCAUUUCCGCUCGCUCUAUCGCUCCUCUCUCCAGCAUUUCGUCAACUCAGGCUGCCUUCACUGCAUCUCGUCCACUCCUGCCGAGUCUUCCACAGCUGGACAACGGAGCAUCAGGUUGAUAGGACAGGAGAUUUCAAUCACUUGUCGCCAAUACCUCAUUCAGCACAUCCCAGCCUCCAUUCGCGCCUCACUCUCACUCCGCCUCCUCCGUACUCCACCUUACCUUCCUCGCUCCCCUCUGCCAUCCCACUUUUGCAAAUGCUCAGCCCUUCCCAGUUCCAAGAUGUGGGAAAGAACACCGGCGUCCCAGAUGCUGAUUCAACCCAGCUUUGCCACGUCAGCAGCUCUCUCGCGUCGGCUUGCAUUGAGUGUCUCCAGAAACGUGUUGUGUGCUGAGCUAGCAGCUGAGCUGGCGAGGCGAGUGCGCAUAGCCAGUGCCAGGCAGGCCGUAGCAGGAGUGCUGGCAGCAGGUCCCGCACAUGCUGCAAGGUAUCUGUCCAAGAAGCUAGCCAAGGCUUGGAUGAAAUCAUAG